AUGGCGUCUGACCAGUGUGCUGUUGGUCCUGAUGGCCGUCUAAAAGACGCUUCCGAAAUUACAUGGCACAAUGACCCAGACGACGAGCAACCUUUAUCUGUCCCUAAGCCUGCUAAAUCUACUCCAGUAAUACACAGUCUCUUCACUAGUGCUCGGCGCAGCACUCGCGCACCUCGACCUUCAACAAAAAUCAUGGAUCCUGACAAUGUUGCCUCGUCCAGUUCGACUCAUGGCAAGCGAAAAGCAACAGAUGAUCCAGCCACCAAACGACGAGUUGUGCGCAAGACCAUUGCAGAGUCCAGUGCAUCUGGUGACUCAGAUGAUGCAGGAUAUGAUUCGGAUGGUGCUGCUGACACCGAAAUCGAAGACAAUGCGGAGGCCUCAUAUGCAAUAACCAAGGCCAUGGGGGAUGCAGACCGUGAAGCUGGCACGACUCGCUCAAAAAGUGAUCGCACUGCAGAUGUUCGCACAAUCUUUGUCAAGAAGGACGAUUACUUGGACCCACAUACUAGUUCCCUCGAGUCUGGACAUAUCUGCACGGUUUGUGAGUGA
Messenger RNA from Suillus clintonianus, 552 nucleotides. RefSeq lists its product as uncharacterized. The coding region runs from base 1 to 552 and encodes 183 amino acids. NCBI's taxonomy places the organism in Eukaryota, Fungi, Basidiomycota, Agaricomycetes, Boletales, Suillaceae. The record is from RefSeq and is a predicted model, not a curated record. The transcript has a single exon.